AUGUCAGAACGUGGAAUCAAGUGGGCUUGUGAAUAUUGCACGUAUGAGAACUGGCCGUCUGCAAUCAAGUGCACUAUGUGUCGUGCCCCGAGGCCCAGCGGGACCAUCAUCACGGAGGAUCCAUUCAAAAGCGGCUCCAGUGAUGUCGGUCGAGACUGGGAUCCUUCCAGCACCGAAGGAGGCAGCAGCCCUCUGAUCUGCCCAGACUCCAGCGCCAGACCCAGGGUGAAGUCUUCGUACAGCGCGGAGAACGCAAACAAGUGGUCCUGCCACAUGUGCACGUACUUGAACUGGCCGAGGGCGAUCCGCUGCACCCAGUGCUUGUCCCAGCGCAGGACCAGGAGCCCCACGGAGUCUCCUCAGUCCUCGGGGUCUGGCUCCAGACCGGUGGCUUUUUCUGUUGAUCCUUGCGAGGAAUACAAUGACAGAAAUAAACUGAACGCACGGACCCAGCAUUGGACUUGCUCUAUUUGCACGUAUGAAAACUGGGCCAAGGCUAAGAAAUGUGUUGUUUGCGAUCAUCCCAGACCUAAUAAUAUUGAAGCCAUAGCCUUGGCAGAGACUGAGGAGGCUUCCUCAAUAAUAAACGAGCAGGACAGAGCGCGGUGGAGGGGGAGCUGCAGCAGCAGUAACAGCCAGAGGAGGUCGCCUCCCACCACGAAGCGAGACUCGGACCUGAAGAUGGAUUUCCAGAGGAUUGAAUUGGCUGGUGCUGUGGGCAGCCAGGAGGAGCUGGAAGUGGACUUUAAAAAACUAAAGCAAAUUAAAAACAGGAUGAAGAAGACCGAUUGGCUGUUCCUCAAUGCUUGUGUGGGGGUGGUGGAGGGCGAUCUGGCUGCCAUAGAAGCCUACAAGUCAUCGGGAGGCGACAUCGCCCGGCAGCUCUCUGCGGACGAGGUGCGCCUGCUCAACCGCCCCUCCGCCUUCGACGUUGGCUACACGCUGGUGCACCUGGCCAUCCGCUUCCAGAGGCAGGACAUGCUCGCCAUCCUGCUCACCGAGGUGUCCCAGCAAGCAGCCAAGUGCAUCCCUGCCAUGGUGUGCCCCGAGCUGACGGAGCAGAUCCGGCGGGAGAUCGCGGCCUCGCUGCACCAGCGGAAGGGGGACUUCGCCUGCUACUUCCUCACCGACCUCGUCACGUUCACGCUGCCGGCAGAUAUCGAAGACCUGCCUCCGGCCGUCCAGGAGAAGGUGUUUGACGAGGUGCUGGACCGAGACGUGCAGAAAGAGCUCGAGGAGGAGUCUCCGAUCAUAAACUGGUCCCUGGAGCUGGCCACACGCCUGGACAGCCGGCUCUAUGCCCUCUGGAACCGGACGGCGGGGGACUGCCUGCUGGACUCGGUGCUGCAGGCCACCUGGGGCAUCUACGACAAGGACUCGGUGCUGCGGAAGGCCCUGCACGACAGCCUGCACGACUGCUCCCACUGGUUUUACACACGCUGGAAAGAUUGGGAAUCGUGGUAUUCUCAGAGCUUCGGUUUGCAUUUCUCCCUGCGGGAGGAGCAGUGGCAAGAAGACUGGGCCUUCAUCCUCUCUCUCGCCAGCCAGCCGGGAGCGAGCCUGGAGCAGACGCACAUCUUCGUGCUCGCACACAUCCUCAGGCGCCCGAUCAUCGUGUACGGCGUCAAGUAUUACAAGAGCUUCCGGGGCGAGACGCUGGGGUACACGCGGUUCCAAGGUGUGUAUUUGCCUUUGUUGUGGGAACAGAGUUUUUGCUGGAAAAGUCCGAUUGCUCUGGGCUACACCAGGGGCCACUUCUCUGCUCUGGUCGCCAUGGAAAACGAUGGCUACGGUACCCGCGGCGCUGGUGCUAACCUGAACACCGACGACGACGUCACCAUCACCUUCCUGCCUCUGGUGGACAGCGAGAGGAAGCUGCUGCACGUGCACUUCCUGUCCGCCCAGGAGCUGGGCAACGAGGAGCAGCAGGAGAGGCUGCUCCGCGAGUGGCUGGACUGCUGCGUGACGGAGGGCGGCGUGCUGGUGGCCAUGCAGAAGAGCUCGCGGCGGCGCAGCCACCCGCUGGUCACGCACAUGCUGGAGAGGUGGCUCGACCGCUACCGGCAGAUCCGGCCCUGCACGUCCCUGUCCGACGGCGAGGAGGACGACGAGGACGAGGAUGAGUGA
Pipistrellus nathusii (Nathusius's pipistrelle) is the source of this 2127-nucleotide messenger RNA. Lineage: Eukaryota; Metazoa; Chordata; Mammalia; Chiroptera; Vespertilionidae. The record is from the annotation of a GenBank genome assembly.